AUGAGCUCCAUGAUCGUACGCCUGAGGUGCGAAGUGGGCAUGUACCGCAUCGAAAUUGACAGGAACAAAAGACUGACUGAUCUGAAGAGUAAAAUUGAGGAGCUGUUACAUGUUCCAGUGGAAAAGCAGCUUCUUUUUCUACAGGAAAAACCCAACGUCCCGCUGACAGACAAUGGGGCGUUGCUGGAACAGUGUAACAUUACUCAUGGGUCUCUCCUCACAUUGAAAAGUGAGAUAAAACCGACCGCAAGUGGUGGGAAGCGGUUGGAUGGGCCUGCGGGGCGUAGCAACAAUGAAUCUAAUGCACCGGAUGGGAAGGUGAAAAAGGGGUUCGAACAGACCCAAGGGGGUAGCAGCCCGGGUGGAGUUGGUCAGCCCCCCCAGGAGAACCGUCUAACCCCCCAGAAGGAAAAAAGUAACGAAGGAAAGAACAACAACGAUAAGGAGAAGAGCGAAAAUCAGGCGAACUUCAAGUCAUUCGAUUACUUCCUAAAAAUGAGGGAAUAUAACACGACGGAUCUUCCACUGAAUCUGACCUACCAGUCUGUGUUCCUCUCGAAGGGGCGGUUCAUUAAGAUCCCAUUAAGUGUAACGUUGAAGCAUCAGGAGUAUCGGCACGUGGAUCACCUGGAACUUAUGAACGUAGAGGAGGUGAAAAACUUCGUGCAGUAUUGGUACACCAAUGGAAGUAUGUGCGAACACAGAGUUGGCUGGAUGUAUGGCUACUACAGGGAAGACCCGCAUUACACUAUGGGUAUUAGAGCCGUGUGUGAGUGCAUAUAUGAGCCUCCACAGAUAAAUGAGGUGGACAAAGUUAAGCUUCUACCAGACGAUUUUCUAGACUCUGUUGAUGUUAUUGCAAACCGAUUAGGUCUGGAAAGAAUUGGUUGGAUCUUUACGCAUCUGCCAAGGAAGGAACACCUCACAUCGGAGGAAGUGGUACAGAUAGCUAAAUUGCAGCUAGCCAAUUUGAAGAAAAAUGUACACUAUACAAAUUAUAGCGUGUCUAAUUUUAUCACCUGCACCAUUUCGCCAGAUCCUAUGUUAAGUAACGAACCAGUGACAAAUGCCUUCAUGGUGUCCGACAUGGGGAUGGCAUUAAUUCGAUCCAACCUGGUCGAUCCGAUACAAACGGAUCCUUCCGUUAUACAACUCAGGAAUCCUAUGCCUAAUGAGCUUCUUCCUCUCAUCCUAGAAGGAGGGAAAGAAACCAACAAAUUUGACGCAGACUGGUUCAUUGUUCGUAUUAAUGAAUCAGCCCCUAAGGUCGUUAGGUCCCUUUUUAAAAACUUCCACUUUCCUAGGGAAAAUCGGUUACGCUCACCCAAUGCCUACGACGUGAAGGAGUACUUCUCCAGCCCCAAGUUGGAAAGAGGCACCAAUGGGAUGCACAGGUGCUCCGACUUCCACCUGAUUUUGUUCGCCUGCCGCGUGCUCGACAUGGAGACUGCGCUUGCCCUAUGCGACGCCGCGCUCGGCAAGAAGGAGAUCGAUCCGAUCAUAGAGGAGAUCCUCACCUCGGUGAAGGUGUAG
Messenger RNA from Plasmodium coatneyi, 1533 nucleotides. RefSeq lists its product as uncharacterized. Lineage: Eukaryota; Apicomplexa; Aconoidasida; Haemosporida; Plasmodiidae. Gene Ontology annotation, cellular component: nucleus. Gene Ontology annotation, molecular function: ubiquitin protein ligase binding; ubiquitin binding. Gene Ontology annotation, biological process: ubiquitin-dependent protein catabolic process. Bases 1 to 1533 code for a protein of 510 amino acids. The record is from RefSeq and is a predicted model, not a curated record. The transcript has a single exon.